GUGCACCACACGGUGACCUUAUCGUUGUAGUAGACGAGUUUAGCGAAGUAUUCACUGUACGCGGUUAUUAAUUUUAAAUUUUCAUGUGAAUAACGAAACAGCGUUUUGCCGGAUAUGGCUUUACAUAAAAUGUGCACGUCAAAAAGCAACAUAUUACGAUUUAUUCAGCAGCAUGUUGCACAGAGAUGCUUUCCUGGAGCCUCUACCUUUCACUCAACCGCCAGUUCGUACAACUCGAAUAGGACAGCCAUAGUGCGCCUUGGCAGACAGACUUACGAGAGAACAUACCCGGUUUUACUUGUCCGUCCUGAUGGCUCCACUAUUAAAAUCAGGUACAAUGAACCAAAGAGGAUACUGAUGAUGCCAGUUGAUAUCUCUACGCUCUCAGAAGAAGAGAGGAAAGCCAGAUUACGGAAACGGGAUGUGAAAAAGACAGUCGCCAAGCAAAGGAAGGAUGAGUUUGAGGACAGUUUCAAAGUUGAUGAUUACAGCAAGUUCUGGAAGAAGUGACAAAAGUUGCCAAUACACUUUAAAAGGAAGAUUGUAUGACGAUUUCAUAGCUCUUCAUUCAUGCAUUCAUAUUGUAAUGUGUACAUAUAGAUGUUUGUGUACAUUUCACAUUUUUUCUGUUGAUUAAUAAACCAAUCCGGAGCUAA
Anguilla rostrata (American eel) is the source of this 656-nucleotide messenger RNA. RefSeq names its product mitochondrial ribosomal protein L55 (gene mrpl55). Lineage: Eukaryota; Metazoa; Chordata; Actinopteri; Anguilliformes; Anguillidae. Gene Ontology annotation, cellular component: mitochondrial large ribosomal subunit. The record is from RefSeq and is a predicted model, not a curated record. Bases 115 to 510 code for a protein of 131 amino acids. The transcript is spliced from 3 exons. Gene Ontology annotation, biological process: translation. Gene Ontology annotation, molecular function: structural constituent of ribosome.